AUGAUAGUGUCAUCAUCGUAUAGCAAUGAAAAUAACGUUGUCAUUUUAUCAUCUAUAAUUAUAUUUGUAUUAUUGCCGAAUGUGACACCUCAACCGACAUUGGUAAAGAAUUCUAAAACAUUUCAAAGCUGUAAAGCUACUUGUAGCUCUCACAUAACACUUCCUUGUGAUUUUGGAAGUUUGGAUCGAUGCAUCAUGCAAUCAUGCCAAAAUGCAUGUUGGAGGGAUGGUAAUCGUAAGGUACAGUCCUGUUUUUGUCGAGGAUCAGCAGAAGGUCCAACGUUACGCGCAUGCUUCUGCGGUCCGUCUAAGAUUCGAAAAAACAGCAAACCAAGGAGAAAAAUAUUUUUUAUAUAA
Messenger RNA from Brugia pahangi, 357 nucleotides. The record is from the annotation of a GenBank genome assembly. Lineage: Eukaryota; Metazoa; Nematoda; Chromadorea; Rhabditida; Onchocercidae.